AUGCCGCCCAAAGGGAACAAAGAAGGGUCCCAUCACAAGUUCUUCUCACUACGUGGCAAGAAGAAGGAGAACCGGGUCAAGAAGGGCCUGUCUGAAGCACUAGGAGCAUCCCUGGGCGCCAUCGGACUCAGGCCCGAGGACGAAGAAGCCAGCAGCGUCUCCAGCAAAUCCUCCGCCCACGGCACCCUUCAACACCAGGCAUCGCGCGAUUCCCUUCAAUCCCUUGAUAUGUCCCUGUUCAACCACCUCAAGAGGUCCUCCAAGCACGACAAGUCAGGCAGCUCCUCCCGCUCCAACUCCGUCGAGCCCUCCAGAGAGAUCCCUCGCAUCGUCACCACCACCCACGCUCCCUCCAUCGUCAACAGGGACCUCCUCAAGCCCAGCAUGUCCCGCCCUCAGGCCCAGGACCGCGCCGUCUCUACCACAUCCGCCUUCUCCGCCGCCUCGGAAUCCACCAUCGCGCCCGAGGAGAACACCCCCCGGAAUAGGACCAGCAUCCUCGACCGGGCAAAGACGGCCAUCAGGAGCCGGUCUGCCUCCCGCAGCCCCUCCGAGUCGCCCGAGGAUGUCAGCAGGAAACAGCUGGCCCCGAGGGGCAACCACAUCGUGACUGAUGCGGUCGCGACCUUCCGGGUCAAGCUCCAGGCCGAGGUCAAGGGCACCGACGAGCAAAUACUGUCGGCCGGCGUGUCGAGCGAGAACCUCUUUGGCUUCAUCGCCAAUGAGCGUCUCAGGAGAAUGCCCGCGAGGGGCAGCCGUUGGGACAAGAUCCUCAAGUGGGCUGAGGACUUUGCCAAGAAGCUGUCUCUCUUUGAGGCCGACGAGAAACUUUAUUCCUUCCUCCAAGGAGGCCGUCGAGCUGAUUCUGGCUUCCAUUCAGCUCCUUCUCCUGAGGCCAGGAGGUACCUCAGUCUGUCGCUGGCCGACAUGCUUGGGCUUUCGGUUGAGAUGACCAUUCUCUACCGCAAGAGCGCCCGCUCCAUGUCCACCAGCAACAGCAUCACCAUCAACUUCAACCUGACGUUUGGCCACCGCAUGGAGUCCUUCAUCAGCCACAAGGACCGCAUUGCCGAGCUGAUGUGGACAUGGCAGCUCGAGAACUCGGCUGAGAUCAGUGACAUUCAAGUGUCCAUCGAGAGCAUCCGGCAAUGGCUGCUUCCCCAGGACCGCCAGCUUCAGGCCCAGGUGGCCGGCCGUCGUUCUGUUCGCACUCCCCGUGCCGAGUUCACCUGCGAGUGGCUCGACCGCCCGCUGGUUGAGUUCGCCCGUAGCAGAGACAGGGUCUUCACCAUCACCGCCGAGGCUGGUGCCGGCAAGAGCUUCCUCUUCGGCUGGAUCCUGGAGCGUCUGCAGAGGCGCGUUGGCCACCAUGAGUACCAGGCUAUCUCGGCCUCUGUCGACAGCCAGGUCCCUGCUCAGGCCACACAGAUUGCCCUCGUCAAGACCCUGUUGCUGCAGCUCCUCGAGCAGAACGUGGGCAACGUAGCUCUGUUCCGUUGCCUCGCCAACGUGACGGAGCUCGGUGCCAACACCAGCAGCACUCAGGAUGCCGAGGAUGCUCUGUGGUACACCCUCGACACUGCCCUUCAAGGCCUCGAGAAUGUUGUCCUCGUCAUUGAUGGCCUGGACUCUCUCGAGGGCGAUGAGGAGGAGAAGAUCGAGGCCUUCGAGCACCUCCAUGAGAUCGCCACCAAGAACAAGAACAAUGUGCGCGUCAUCAUUCUGAGCCGUCCUCUCUCCAAGCCCUGGCCCAAGCCCACGCGCCAGAUCGCCAUGACUUCUCAGCGCACCAGCGUCGACGUCAAGCAUAUGGUUCGUGCCUGGCUCGUCAGCCGCAACCUUGGCACCAAGCAGGAGAUUGAGGACAUCUCUGAGCAGAUUGCUGUCCGCAGCAAGGGCUCUCUCACCUGGGCUGACUUGUCUCUCCAACUUCUGUCCAAGGCCAAGACGACCGCCGAGAUCACCACCACUCUCAAGGAGCUACCAAGCACCACUAAUGAGAUCCUGGCUCGGCAUGUGAGCACCAUCUCCUUGACCGGUGAUGCUCGCCUCAUUAUCGCCUGGCUCCUCGCUUCCAAGCGACCUCUCACCACCGUGGAGAUCCAGGCUCUGCUUGAGCUGGACACCCAGAAGGGUGCUCACCAACCUCGGUCCACCGACAUCGUCGAGGAUAUCAAGAAGGCCUGUGGCUCUCUUGUCAUUGUCCAGGACAAGACGGUUCGCUUCCGCAAUGAGGCUGUUCGCCUGCAGCUCCUCGAGCUCAGCAAGAAGGAGACCAAGGACACCGAGACUGCUCUUCUCAGCCCUGCCGAUGCUAACAAGGACCUGACUGCCCGUCUGCUCCUCUACGUCAAGACUUGUGUCAACCGGAACGUGGACAGCAGCCUGGACACGAUCACCUCUCGUGAGGUUGACAGCCUCUUCAAGAGCAAUGCUCUGCUCGAGUACGCUACUCGCAACUGGCUGGGUCACUUCAAGCGAUCCAGCUACUUCGCUAACGGCCAGAUCCAAGCCCCACUGGUAACCGGUGAGCUCAAGGGCGUCUUCCCCAACUCCACCCUCCUCGCGCGCCUGGAGAAGAGAUGCUGGGACAACCAGGAGCUUGCGACCACCGCCAACUCCCAGCACGUCCUCGCCCUUACCGUGCGCCGGCAGACCCUGGGCGAUUCAGCCCAGAGUGUGCUGCAGAGUUCCAUCAACGUUGCCCAAUCCUUCAAGAAGCUCUCUGCCCCAGCCGAGGCCAGCAGGUACUUCUACCAGGCUGCCAAGAUCGGGCAGACCGUUCUUGGACGUACCAGCGACCUGGCUCUUGCAUGCGCCACCGAGUCCUUGGACAUCUCUGCCAAGAACAAGCAGAAGGCUACAGCCCGCGACGAGGCUGUCACGCAGCGCGAGGAGCUCCUCAAGUAUGUCAUUGAUACUGAGAAGCAGCGUUCUGGCAACAACAGCGCUGUCGCGUCCAAGUACAACAACGAGCUUGCCGAGUUGUACACCAGCAUCAAGGAGACGGACAAGGCUGAGGCUGUGUACCGUGACGUUUACAAGACGUCUAUUGCCCAGAAUGGCCAAUUCUCGGCUGAGGCUACUGUUGCCGCUGAGAAGCUGCAGACCGUCCUCUACAAGAGCUCCAAGCACGAGGAGGUUGUCCAGUACACUCAGCCUAUCUUCGAGUCUGCCGAGCGCAACCUGGAUAUCUUUGACAUUCGUCGUGUUGAGAUCACUCUGCGCAUGGCCGACACCUACGAGCAGAAGAAGGACUACACUCACGCUGAGGAGCUUUACAUCUCCCUCUGGCGUGGUCUGACCGAGUACUGCCGUAGCACCUCCCUCGCUGCUGCGAAGGCUACUGCGGCAUCCAUCUCCGAGGCACACGAGCGCAAGAUCCAGAUCAGCAUUGCGUAUGCGCGCUUCCUGCGCCGCCAGGGCCGUGAGGCCGAGGCUCAGAACAUCCUCCACGGUGUCUGGCUCGACUACCAGACCAUGACCGAGCACAAGUCCGAGGCUGUUGUCAAGCAGCUCAAUGACGUCGGUGAGGAGCUCAAGUCCAUGGGCAUCCUGGAUACUGCUAUCGCCGUCUUCAAGUCCGUUUGGGGCUACUUCAAGGGCUCUGGCCAGCAGAACUCUGCUGCCGCCGUCAGCACUGCUGUCUCUCUCAUGGGCGCCGUCCAGGAGAAGUCCGAGAAGAAGGAAGCUGAGGCUGACAAGGCCAAGGCUGCCGUUGCUGCGAAGGGCGGAGUUCAGAUCGAUGUUGUUCUUGACACUGAGGCCGAUUUCGAGGAGAGCGAUGAUGAAGACGAUGAGGCGGAUGCUAUCCUCGACGAGGUGAUCAAGGCUGCUGUCGCGGCUCCUGCGGCUGGCUCGGACACCAAGCCUGCGACCAAGACCAGGGAGGUUGCCGCCGUUGUCACCAUCGAGAGCCAGAUCCAGACCUGCGAGACGCUCUCCAACUUCUACUUCAGCAAGAAGAAGUGGACCGAGUGCAUCGAGGUCUGCUCUCAGCUGCUCAAGCAGAUCUGGCCUGAGCUGGGCACUUCUGCCAAGUACAGCUUCCCUAAGGAGCACCGGGCUGAAGCCAUCAAGUUCACUCGCCGCCUGGCCCUGGCCUAUGCCGAGUCGAACCAGACUGAGUCCGCGGAGAAGAUGUACAACGCCAUCUUCCAGUGUUCGCUGCGCUCUGGCCUCAAGAUCCAGGACGAGUUCGUCACCGAGUCAGCCAACCAGCUGAUCGAGUACCACAAGCAGACCCAGCAGUGGUCCAAGGUCCUCGCUGUCUACCAGCAGCUUCUUGAGGGAUACAAGACCUCUCUUGGCUCUCGAAACCCUCUGACGAUCAAGACACUGUACAUCAUGGGUGACCUCUGCAUCCAGUACCGCCUGAAGGGUGCUGACAGGUACUACCUUGAGCUGGUCAAGGCCGACAAGAACCCUCAGGGUGUCAUCAGCAAGGACACCUUGCCAGCUGCCGUCGCCCUUUCCAAGAUCUACUAUGAGCAGAAGCGUUGGAACGAGAUCCGCCCCAUCUACGCCUCUCUCUGGGUUACCUUCGUCAACAAGGCCAAGGAGUACAACCUGUCGACGGAGCUUGUGCAGACCAUCUACAAGAGAUACACGACCGUCCUCGACAGCCACCUCAAGGUCGGCGUCGAUGAGGUCCGCAAGAUCGCCGUCGAGUACCGCGACACCUGCAUCAGGGUAUACGGUCCUCAGGCGGACAUCACCCAGUCAGCUUCGUUGGCUCUGGUCGCCAUCUCCCGCAAGAGCACCAACGCGGAGCACCAGCAGGAGGCUGUCAAGAUCUGUGAGGAGGUUGUUGCCGAGUCCGAGAAGCAGAAGGCUGCUGAGGGUGGCAAGGAGGGCGGCAAGGCUGUCGACGCGAAGAAGUCGGCCUUCCAGCUCUCUCUCCUUGCAUCUGCCAAGCGCCACCUCGCCGGCCUGUACAGCGUUCAGACCGGCGCCUCGGCUGCCGUCGGUGCCUCUGGCGCCGCUGGUGCCGCUGCUGGGAGCAAGCCCAGAGGUAUCGCGAGCCCUGAGUCGGCUCAGAAGGCCGAGGCUCUGUGGAAGGAGCAGCUCGAGAUCAACAAGAAGGAGAAUGGUGUUGCCCACAAGUCUACCUUGGCCAGUUUGGCUUCCCUUGUUGGGGUCUGGGCGCGAUCCGACAAGCCAGAGGUACGCAAGCAGGCCCAGGAGAAGCUUGACACAUCCGUUGUCGAGGUCCUGUCUGAGUCCUGCGGUGCCGGCAAGUCGAACGUCGACUCCACCAAGCUGCACGAGUCUGGUAUCACCCUUGCCAAGACUUACCUGUCCUGUGGCUUCUCCGUCCAGGCCUGGGCUCUGCUGAAGCAGCUCCGCUUCCACGUUGUUGCCCGCGGCAAGAUUGCUGGUUCUGCUUCUAUUGAGAAGAACUCGAACGUUGAGCUCAGCGACAACAUUGACCGUCGCUCCAUGGUCUUCAUCGCUGCGUUCGAGGAGUCUCUUCGCAGCUCUGAGGCCGCAACUGCCACGGUCACCGCUGACAAGAAGGUCGUCAAGGUCACGUUCUCGGACAUUAUGACCGACCUUCUGACUGAGGGUAUCCUGUACGACCGCUACAGCCUCAGCAUUUCCAGCAAGGACCUGUCGGUCGAGCAGAAGUUGUUCGAUGGUGCUCGCCUCUACGUCUUCCUCAGGGCCAACAAGGCGCAGCAUGCCGAGCAGCUCGUCACGGUGGAGGAGUCUCUGUACAAGCUCUUUACCGAGAAGUACGGCGCUUCCCUCAAGACCGAGUCGCUCGUCACCCGUGCCUUCCUCAUUGCCAUUAUUGAGGAGCUCGGCCAGCUGCGUCUCCACGAGGACGACCUCGUCUACAUUGCUUGCACCUCUGUCACUGCCAAGGUGCACGCCCUUCUCCUGGCCGACAGCUACGCUCAGGCCGUCGACCUGGCCACCGCCUGGUACCAGUUCAUUGCCAGCCAGAACGGCUUCAAGAAUGCCAAGACGAUCCCCUUCGCCUUCAAGCUUUCGCUGUACCUGGCCGGCUUGGGCGUCAAGUCCAACAAGGCAGCUGACGCCAUCAUGCAGAACCGCAUGCUGGAGCUGUCCAAGACCAUCCUCCGCGAGACACUUACCGCUUGCAGGAGCAUGAACAUUGACCUGAUCCAGCUGCAGGCCUCUGAGCUGAACAGCCUGGUCCGCCUCAUGGGCCAGCAGAAGAACUACGAGGACCUUGAGUGGCUCCUGACCCAGCUGUGGAAUUCACGUAUUAUACAGGCCUCCUGGUCAGCAACCACAGUCAUCGCCGUCGGUCGCCGCCUCGUCGAGGUCCUCUUCGUCCGAGGCAAGCGAGACCAGGCGAUUACCCUCGCCGAGUCCAUGGCUUACAACUUGCGCCGGACAUGGGGUCUGCUGGACGCGGCCACGGUGGACAUGAACAACCUGCUCUCAUCGCUGUGCGUCUCCGACAGGCGGUACGCCGAGGCUCUCGAUGUGCACGAGGAGAUCCUGCGCGCUCUGCUCGACCUCAACAUGUCUGGCGAGGACGACGUCGACGACGCCGCCUCGGAGCUCAUGGACUUCGACGAGGAGAACGCCGCGGCGCUCGCUCUGCAGCAGCUCGAGCUCGUCCGCCGCGUAUACGCCCGCAACUCCGGAUGGCCCGAGUCGGACGAGCUGGACAUGGCCCAGCUCACCACCGACGUGGUCUCCGAGUUCAGCCACCUGGCCCCUGACGCGUAUGCACCCUUCGGUGACGGCGACUCGUCCAAGUGGAGCAGGAACGCGCCCUCGGCCAACGACAUCGUUGGGACCUUCACUGCGCCGUCUGUUUGGGAGUUCUCCCUCUCCGAGGACGGCAAGCCUGGCCAGCCCGCCGCGCUGCGCAAGAGCCCCAGCCACAUGCUCCGGAGCCUGCAGCUGUCGCGCCAGAGGAGCUACGGUGACCUUUCCGAGGCCCGCAAGAGGCUCGACGGCCAGAAAAGCGGCCCAGCCACCGGCAAUGCGUUGCUUGCUGCGCCUGUUCACUAA
Molecule: messenger RNA, 6999 nt
Organism: Diaporthe citri
Lineage: Eukaryota; Fungi; Ascomycota; Sordariomycetes; Diaporthales; Diaporthaceae
Exons: 4
Coding region: 1-6999 (2332 amino acids)
Molecular function (GO): protein binding; ATP hydrolysis activity
Source: RefSeq, a predicted model, not a curated record